Nicotiana attenuata is the source of this 1366-nucleotide messenger RNA. RefSeq names its product histone H1-like. Gene Ontology annotation, cellular component: nucleosome; nucleus. Gene Ontology annotation, biological process: chromosome condensation; negative regulation of DNA recombination; nucleosome assembly. Bases 145 to 1080 code for a protein of 311 amino acids. Gene Ontology annotation, molecular function: double-stranded DNA binding; nucleosomal DNA binding; structural constituent of chromatin. The transcript is spliced from 2 exons. The record is from RefSeq and is a predicted model, not a curated record. NCBI's taxonomy places the organism in Eukaryota, Viridiplantae, Streptophyta, Magnoliopsida, Solanales, Solanaceae.
CUCAUUUUCAUCAUAGACUCACAUCAAAGAGAGUAAUCCCAGUAGAUUCUACACACAAGCAGAUCCAUUUCUUCAUUUCUCCCCUUUCAUUCUUCGCUAAACCCUAACCCUAGUUCUCUCCAUUCCCAUUUCUCUGCUUCGAAAAUGGCCUCCACUGAAGAACCAGUUGUUGCAAACGAGGUUGCAGUUGAACCCGCCGCUCCUGAACCGGUCAUGGAGGAGGAGAAUAACCCUCCAGCCAAGCCUGAAACUUCCAAGAAAGAGCCUAAGGCUAAAAAACCCGCUGCCCCCAGGAAGAAGACCGCUUCCGCUCAUCCUCCUUACUUUGAGAUGAUUAGCGAUGCGAUUGUGACAUUGAAGGAGAGAACUGGAUCAAGCCAGUACGCUAUAACUAAGUUCAUUGAGGAUAAGCAGAAGAAUCUUCCACCGAAUUUCAAAAAGCUGUUGCUGAAUCAAUUGAAGAAGUUUGUUGCUUCUGGUAAGCUGGUGAAAGUCAAGAGCUCCUACAAGCUUCCAUCGGCUCGUUCUGCUGCUGCGGCUUCUAAGCCGGCCGCCGCUGCUGCUCCGGCGAAGAAGAAGACUGCUGUAGCUGCUAAGUCAAAGGCAGCCAAGGCCAAGCCCUCUGCAAAGCCCAAAGCUGCUGCGAAGCCCAAGGCGAAGCCCGCUGCAAAGGCGAAGCCCGCUGCAAAGGCGAAGCCCGCUGCAAAGGCAAAGCCCGCUGCAAAGGCGAAGCCCGCUGCAAAGACGAAACCCGCUGCAAAGGCGAAGCCCGCUGCUAAGGCAAAACCCGCUGCCAAGCCUAAGCCUGCUGCCAAGGCUAAGCCCGCUGCUAAGCCCAAGCCCAAAGCGACUGUUGCUGCUAAGCCUAAAGCUACUCCUGUGAAGGCAAAGGCGGCGCCUAAGCCAAAGGCUAAGGAGACGAAGCCAGUUAAGGUUGCGAGGACAGCUACCAGGACGACUCCAAGUCGGAAAGCAGCACCUAAGGCGACGCCAGCCAAAAAGGAGCCAGCGAAGAAGACACCUGCUAGAAGCGUGAAGUCGCCAGCGAAGGCCUCCACGAGGAGAGGGGGAAGGAAGUGAGAGAGCAGGAAUGGAGGAUUUGUUUGUGUAGGGGUAGUCCUGUAAAUUUCCUGAAUCUUGGUGGGUAAUUUGGGUAUUUUGCCCUUUGGGAAGCUAUAGACAAUCGGGUUUUAAUUUUUUCUUCUUUUUUUUUUUGGUUCUUCGUCUACAAUGUUAGAUUUCUUUUUUCUUUUUAAUUCCCUGUAGGCAUUUGAAACAACAGUUCUACUGUACUGAUAUGUCAUUUGUAGUUAUGAGAUGGUUGGAGUUUAUGCCUUAUGCUUAUAAAUUAUUGUUCUCGUUCUUA